Messenger RNA from Caenorhabditis elegans, 1588 nucleotides. The record is from the annotation of a RefSeq genome assembly. NCBI's taxonomy places the organism in Eukaryota, Metazoa, Nematoda, Chromadorea, Rhabditida, Rhabditidae.
AUGGGAGGACACUUGUCACAUUUGGAAAGGGAAGAAAAUUCCGAAAAAUUGAAUGCUUCCUGUGGUCCUAUUAGAGGAAAUGCUUAUAGACAUAAUGAUAAAAUAGUUGACGGAUAUCUUGGAAUACCUUAUGCCAAGCCACCAGUCGGAGAACUGCGGUUUAAGAAACCAGUGCCCGCCGCUAUUUGGACGGAAACCAGGAACUGCACAAAGUAUGGCCCAAGAUGCCCACAAUCCGGAGCUUUUCCGGAAAUGAUUAAUUUUCAAAAAGAAGAUAUUCCUGACGAAGCUAACUGUCUUACAUUAAAUGUUUUUGCACCAAGAUGGGAGUCAGAGGAGUUCAAGAACAAACGACCGGUUAUGGUAUAUGUUCACGGAGGAGGAUUUGAGCUAUCUGCUUCACGGGAUUAUUGUGAUUAUUCGGUGUCUGGAACUCUGCCACUAAAAGACGUUGUCGUUGUAACAUUAAACUAUCGAGUAGGAAUUCUUGGCUUCUUCACUACUGGUGAUAGUGCUUGCAGAGGAAAUUUCGGACUUUGGGAUCAAACAUUGGCGUUAAAAUGGGUUCAAAGGCAUAUUUCUUCGUUCGGAGGCGACCCUCAGAAUGUAACAGUUUUUGGGCAAAGUGCGGGCGGAGUCAGUGUAGACAUGCUUUCACUAAGCCCGCACUCGAGGAUUUGUUCCAAAAAGUUGUUCCAAUGUCUGGAAAUGCUCUAUUUGAAUUUGCGUGUCGCUCUUCAAAAAAUGCCGCGAAAGGUUGUAUUGAAUAUAUCAGACAUAUUGGCUACUCCGGCAGCGACAACUCCAACGAAAUUCUCGAUUGGCUCAGACACAAACCAAUUGAAGAAAUGGAGAAACUCCAAGGAUUUCAGCUACCAAUAACUGGAUAUUUCAUAUAUCAGCCUAACAUUGAUGGUGAGUUCCUACCAAAACCACUUGAUGAUUUGAGACGAGAAUCUCCAAAAAAAUCCAUGAUGAUCGGAGUUGCUGAGCAUGAAGGACUGUUUUUCACAUUCAAUGACGAUAAGAGACCUGCUAAUCGAAUUCUACAGGAGUUGAUUUACGUGUCAUUUAAAGAAGACACUGGGAAAGAAUUUGAGGAUACAAGGGACAAAGUAUACAAGUAUUACACAAGAGGAGUCGAUCCAACUGAUGAAAAAAAGUUAAAAGAGAAGCUGGUUGAGUUCCUCGGGGAUUUUAUAUUCAACGGAGGAGCUAUUGCCACGGCACAGGAUUUGGAUGUCUUGACGAAAUAAUGCCUUUCGUCGGGCCCACUCAUUGCACAGAUCUUCGAUACUUGCUUGGAGAAGGAUUAUACAGUGACUUCAAGCCAGACGAUACUGACUGGAAAAUGAUCGACGAAAUGACAACUUUGUACACCAAUUUUGCAAAAUAUGGAAAUCCAAACGGAAAUGAAGGAGCUGGAAGUUGGGAGCCUUAUACGUUGGUUAACCCCGAGCGCCAUUUCAGAAUAGGAUACCCACAAGGGGAAAUGAGAAACGAGUAUCACAAAGGAAGAUGGGAGUUCAUGAAAGGAAUUAGAGAUAGAAACAAUGUUCUGAAUGAGGUUGUCUAUGGAAUAUUGUAA